Nymphaea colorata (pocket water lily) is the source of this 973-nucleotide messenger RNA. RefSeq names its product ras-related protein Rab7-like. Gene Ontology annotation, cellular component: vacuolar membrane. Lineage: Eukaryota; Viridiplantae; Streptophyta; Magnoliopsida; Nymphaeales; Nymphaeaceae. Gene Ontology annotation, molecular function: GTPase activity; GTP binding. Bases 89 to 715 code for a protein of 208 amino acids. The transcript is spliced from 7 exons. The record is from RefSeq and is a predicted model, not a curated record.
CCUCAUUGUUGUCUUCUCUCAUCACCAGCGUGAUUCGAGUUCCUUCUUCUGCCUCCUCCUCUUCAUCUUCUUCUGCAUUGACACCAAGAUGUCAAUGCGCAGAAGAACUCUCCUCAAGGUCAUCGUCCUCGGUGAUAGCGGGGUGGGAAAGACUUCGUUGAUGAAUCACAACAUAUAUGUGCACAAGAAAUUCAGCAACCAAUACAAAGCAACCAUCGGAGCAGAUUUUGUCACAAAGGAACUUCAGGUUGAGGAUAGGCUUGUAACCCUUCAAAUAUGGGAUACAGCUGGGCAGGAGCGAUUUCAAAGUCUUGGAGUUGCAUUUUAUAGAGGGGCAGAUUGCUGCGUUCUUGUUUAUGAUGUGAAUGUGUUGAAGUCAUUUGACAAUCUUGACAAUUGGCACACAGAAUUUCUUAAUCAGGCAAGCCCCACGGAUCCCCAGACAUUCCCAUUUAUACUACUUGGGAAUAAAGUUGACAUAGAUGGGGGGAACAGCAGAGUGGUAUCUGAAAGAAAAGCCAAGGACUGGUGUGCCGCAAAGGGGAAUAUACCCUAUUUUGAAACAUCUGCAAAAGAGGACAUCAAUAUUGAUGAUGCAUUCUUCUGCAUAGCGAAAAAUGCACUUGCCAGUGAUCGUGCGCAAGACAUUUACUUUCAGAGUGUGCCAAGGGCAGUUUCUGAAGCAGAGCCGCAAAGUGGAGGCUGUGCAUGUUGAGUUGCCUCUGGUUGGGUUCCAUGUAUCAUCAUGUUUCUGAUCUGAGUUGACAACGAUCAGUGUCUUGAAUUUAGUGUUAUUGUAUUUUUCUUUGUUCCAUUAUCUACACUACGCCUCAAACUAGUGCAGCUUUUGAGCUUUCAUGUUGAAGCCAAAGGCGGAGCUACAUGUUUAUCCCAGUGCCGACAAUUCUUUGUUUGAUGCUUUUGAUGUAAAAUUGGAUGUGCCCCUAAUUCAUUUGUAUCUUUUCUUGGGAGA